Molecule: messenger RNA, 1574 nt
Organism: Pseudopipra pipra
Lineage: Eukaryota; Metazoa; Chordata; Aves; Passeriformes; Pipridae
Gene: DRC10
Product: IQ motif containing D
Exons: 5
Coding region: 305-1480 (391 amino acids)
Molecular function (GO): protein binding
Source: RefSeq, a predicted model, not a curated record
CCUCGGGGCUCCUGGACACCCACUGGGCUGACCCGCGCCUGGCAGAUUUGACCUCCAGGGGAUGAAGUUUGUUUUUGAGGUUAUUCGUCGUGCUCUCAGGAACACAGAGAGAACAUCCAAGAAGGAAGAUUUAAGUGACAGUGGCAGCACAGGGACCUUGAUGUUUUUUGAGAGUCUCACCUUGUGUGCGAGCUGUGUCCCUUCUAGACUUCAAACCACUCAGCCCACAGGUUGAAUCCAUGGCAACAGGGAAUCCAGCUGCAUUCCAAGCAUCAUCGUGAAGUAAAGAACCCUGGUGAAGGACAUGGCAACUCCAGAGAAGGCAACGACCCCCUUAGGUGCCAUGGGGGUGUUGGAGCCACGUCAGCUAAAGCCUGAUAGCGCAGAGACGGAAAGAAUCCUGACUGUCUUGGAUGAGACCAUUACCAAGCUGGAGAUGACCAGGUUGAUCCCACGGAUCACUGGCUCCCUGGAGAGGUUUGCUAGGAUGCUGGGACCUGAGAUCACAGCCAGCCUGUUGGAGCACCAAAAGCUUUCAAACGAAAUGCAGCACCUGCUCGCCAGCCCUGGAGCACAGGAGACCAUGAGAGCCAGGGAGCAACGCCUGAAAUGUUCUCUUAGACACAUCCUGAGGCUCCUUCUGGCCAACCCUUUGCUUUGUCAGGGACUGAAAUAUCAAGUCCAGGUGAGAGCAUCACCAGCUGAUGCGUUUAUCAAAGCCUUUGCGGAGUUCAGGGAUUUCAUGCUGGAGAAGCUCCUGACCAGUCCUGCCGAGGAGCGAGAAAAGAUUCAGUACGUGGAAGAAAUGUCCCUCAAGGCUGAGCAAAACACUGAAGUGAUCACAGCUCUACAGGCAGAGCUGGCAGCAGCAAUCCAGACUCGAAAGGAGGAGAUGGACAGGAAGGACAAAAUGAUUGAAGACCUCAAAACCACCAUGGAAAAUCUGGCCAAGGACCGCAAGGCUGAGAUCCAGCAGAUGAAGAAGGAAGGGGCAAAACAGCGGGAAGAGGAGAUGAAAGCUGCCCAGGGCAGGUGUGCCAGGCUGCAGGAGGACGUGCAGCGCCUGCGAGUGCAGUUCAGUGCCCUGGUAGAGGAGCAUCGAGCCUCGGAGCUACUUCUCAGGAAGAGGAAGUGCAGAACAGAGGAGGAAAUUGAGAACUGGAUCCAGAAAUACGACACAGACAUGGCAGCAAAACAGGCCACGUUCGAGGCGAUUCACGCUGUCUACACCGAGGAGAAGGCCCAGCUGGCCCAGCUGAUGGAGAAACACGCUCUGCUGCUCCAGGAGUAUUCCCAGAUUGAGGAGGAGCGCAAGAUGCUUAAGCAGAAGGAGGAGGAGGAAUUGCAGGAGCAGGCCAGGAGGAACCGUGCUGCCACCCGCAUCCAGGCUGCCUGGAGAGGCUACGUGGUGCGGUCCUUCUUCAAGGCAAAGCUGAAGAAGGCCAGGGCCAAGGCCAAGGGCAAGGGAGGCAAAAAAUAAAGCCCCAAAUCCCUUCUUUGCCCCAGCAAAGCUGCUGGGUCUGAGCUCUUCCAGAUAAAAACAUUAAACUGUUAAGUUUGGAAAAGACCUUUAA